Messenger RNA from Naumovozyma dairenensis CBS 421, 2664 nucleotides. It is a transcript of the gene MCM7, whose product is annotated as DNA replication licensing factor MCM7. The record is from RefSeq and is a predicted model, not a curated record. Gene Ontology annotation, molecular function: ATP hydrolysis activity; ATP binding; single-stranded DNA binding. Gene Ontology annotation, biological process: DNA replication; DNA strand elongation involved in DNA replication; double-strand break repair via break-induced replication. Lineage: Eukaryota; Fungi; Ascomycota; Saccharomycetes; Saccharomycetales; Saccharomycetaceae. Gene Ontology annotation, cellular component: nucleus; MCM complex. The transcript has a single exon. The coding region runs from base 1 to 2664 and encodes 887 amino acids.
AUGAGUACUGCAUUGCCUUCGAUCCAACUUUCUGUCAAUUAUAAUGAAUUAUCUCAAGAUAUCAACGAUUUCUUGUCUCAUUUCAAAACAGAUGUGUUCGCUGAAACAACAGAACAACAACAAGAUCAUGAUAUGGAUGAGGAUGAACAUGACGAAAUCGGUAAAGGUCCAAAAUAUAUGAAUAUUUUACAAAGAAUUUCUAAUAGAGAAUUGGAUUCUAUUACUGUCGAAUUAGAUGACAUCUUACAAUAUCAAAAUGAAAAAUUCUUAGAAGGUGGUAGUAAUGGUGAUUUAGUUAAUUCUAUCCAAGAAAACGCCAACCAUUUCAUUGAGUUAUUUUGUCGUACUAUUGAUGACUUGAUGCCCUUACCAACAAAGGAAAUAGAUUAUAAGGAUGAUGUCCUUGAUGUUAUUUUAAAUCAAAGACAAUUAAGAAAUGAAAGAAUGGUCUCUGAUAGAACCACAGAAUUAAGAAAUGAGAAUUUAAUGGAUAUGGCAAAUGGUGAACCUCCCUCCUCUAUGAAUGAAACUUUGAGAGAAGUUGCUGAAGAUGAAACUGAAUUAUUCCCUGCAAAUUUGACGAGACGUUAUUUCUUUUAUUUCAAACCCUUAUCUCCACAAUUUGCUCACCGUCAUCGUUCUAAUAAUAAGAAAUUACAUAGUAAACCAUUGUCUGUCAGAGAAAUCAAAGGUGAUUUUUUAGGUCAACUUUUAACAGUGAGAGGUAUAAUUACCAGAGUCUCAGACGUGAAACCAGCAGUACUUGUCAUUGCAUACACGUGUGACCAAUGUGGGUAUGAAGUUUUCCAAGAAGUCACAUCACGUACAUUUACACCCUUAACAGAAUGUACCUCAAAGGAAUGUUCACAAAAUCAAACCAAGGGUCAGCUAUUUAUGAGUACAAGAGCUUCUAAAUUUAGUGCCUUCCAAGAAUGUAAGAUUCAAGAAUUAUCACAACAAGUACCAGUGGGUCACAUUCCAAGAUCUUUAACUAUUCAUGUGAAUGGUGGUCUUGUUAGAUCAAUGACUCCCGGUGAUAUUGUGGAUGUCAGUGGUAUAUUUUUACCUGCACCCUAUACUGGAUUUAAAGCUUUGAAAGCUGGAUUAUUAACAGAAACGUAUCUAGAAGCUCAAUAUGUUCGUCAACAUAAAAAGAAAUUUGCUUCAUUCGAUUUAUCAUCUGGUAUCGAAAAUCGUGUUAUGGAUUUGAUUUCUGAAGGUGAUGUUUACAAUAGAUUAGCAAAAUCAAUUGCCCCUGAAAUUUAUGGUAAUUUAGAUGUUAAGAAAGCUCUAUUAUUAUUGUUAGUUGGUGGUGUCGAUAAAAGAGUUGGUGAUGGUAUGAAAAUUAGAGGUGAUAUUAAUGUUUGUUUAAUGGGAGAUCCUGGUGUUGCCAAAUCUCAAUUAUUAAAAUCAAUUUGUAAGAUUUCACCAAGAGGUGUUUAUACUACUGGUAAGGGUUCUUCUGGGGUUGGUUUAACAGCUGCUGUUAUGAAGGAUCCAGUUACUGAUGAAAUGAUCUUAGAAGGUGGUGCCUUAGUGUUAGCCGAUAACGGUAUAUGUUGUAUUGAUGAAUUUGAUAAAAUGGAUGAAAGUGAUAGAACAGCUAUUCAUGAAGUUAUGGAACAACAAACUAUAUCUAUUUCCAAAGCUGGUAUUAACACUACAUUAAAUGCAAGAGCUUCUAUUUUAGCUGCAGCAAAUCCACUAUAUGGUAGAUAUAAUCCAAGACUUUCACCAUUAGAAAAUAUUAAUUUGCCAGCUGCGUUACUUUCUAGAUUUGAUAUACUCUUCUUAUUACUAGAUACACCAAAUAGGGAUAAUGAUGAGAAAUUGGCACAUCAUGUUGCGUUUGUUCAUAUGCAUCAAAAGCAACCCGAUUUAGAUUUUGUUCCAAUAGAGCCUUCAAGGAUGAGAGAAUAUAUUGCUGUAGCCAAGAGUAAAAGACCUGUGAUGAAUGAGACAGUUAAUGAAUAUAUGAUACAAGCCUAUAUUAGAUUAAGACAAGACUCUAAAAGAGAAAUGGAUUCUAAAUUUUCAUUCGGUCAAGCUACGCCAAGAACUUUAUUAGGUAUCAUUAGAUUAUCACAAGCAUUAGCUAAAUUACGUUUGGCUGAUUCAGUAGAUGUUGAUGAUGUUGAAGAAGCCUUAAGGCUAAUCAGAGUGUCUAAGGAAUCAUUAUACCAAGAUAACAGUAAGAAUAAAGAGGAUGAGAAUCCAACAACAAAGAUAUUUACAAUUAUCAAGAAACUGUUGCAAGAUGGUGGGAGGGAAGCAAAAAGAGGCAUUCCAUAUGAAACGAUUGUUAAAGUUGUGAGAUCAAGAGGUUUUACUAUGCUUCAAUUAAGCAAUUGUAUACAAGAAUAUACGUACCUAAAUGUAUGGCAUUUAUUACAAGAAGGUAGUGUAUUGAAAUUUGUUAACGAUAACGGAGAAAUAGAUGAAGAUGAUGGGAGCAAUGAUGAAUCAGACAAUGCUCUAGAAACCACAAAGAGCCCAAGUCCUACACUCACCCCAAGAAAAAUGCAAUCACCUUUGGCUGGUUCUAUUCCUAACUUAUCUGUAGAAAGUGGCAAGAAAACUGUCCAUGAUACGGAACAAACGAUCGCUGCUACGGUUCCCGAAGAAGGGCCAGAAGAUAAAGAUGCCGAAAUGGAGGAUGUAUGA